ACCUGCUCCUGAGGCUGCAUCCUUCUGUCCCAGGUGUUUCCUCUUCGCGCGAGUCAGAAUGGAGAAGCAGCCGGGAAAGCAAGCGGCCACGGAGCCCCCGGACUCCGGAGCGGGAGGCGGGGAAGGCGAGCCACCACAGGUCGCCGGCGCCCAGGCGGCGCGUCCCGAGGACCGCUUGACCCUGCUGCUCAGGCUGCGAGCACAGACAAAACAACAACUCUUGGAAUAUAAAUCAAUGGUUGAUGCAACUGAAGAAAAGACUCCAGAACAAAUCUUGCAAGAUAAGCAAAUUGAAGCUAAAAUUGAAGACCUGGAAAAUGAAAUUGAAGAGGUGAAAAUUGCUUUUGAAAUGAAAAAGCUUGCAUUAGACAGGAUGCAACUUUCGACUGCACUUAAAAAAAACCUGGAGAAAAAUAACCCCAGGACUAGCGUGCUCAUGGAUAACAUGAAACACGUAUUAAAGCUAAACAAAUUAAUAAUGAAAUCACACCAGGAAUCUUGGGAUUUGGAGGAAAAACUACUUGAUGUUAGAAAGAAGAGAUUACAAUUAAAACAAGCUUCAGAAAGUAAGCUUUUAGAAAUACAGACUGAAAAGAACAAACAAAAAGAGGAUUUGGCUGUUAUGGAAAAUUCGGACAAGAUAAAGACCAUACAACAAAACCUGCAGAUGGAGAUACAAAUUACUACAGUUAUUCAACAUGUGUUUCAGAACCUUAUUUUAGGAAGUAAAGCCAAUUGGGCAGAGGAUCCUGCUUUUAAGGAAAUUGUUCUACAGCUUGAGAAGAAUCUCACCAUGAUCUAAUAAGAAUUCUGUUUUGUCAUUUUUUGCUUUAAUCUUGAUAUGUCAUUUAAAUAGCAAAUUUCAAGUAAAAUUUUUAUUUAGUAUUCUCGGAACUAAUAUUGCAAACUUUUGUAGCUUAAUACUAUAACAUGGAAUUUGUUCUUUCAAAUAUAUUAAUUAAAGUGACUGGCAUUCUCUAAAAGAAUCUGAAAGUCAUAGCCUGGCAAGGGUCCCAAAAGACAUCUAAUUAAGCUUUCCACUGAAUGUGGACAUUUUUUUAACAACAUUCCUGGCAGUCCCAACUCAUUUGGAAAACAACUUUUUUUUUCCUUUUUCUUUUUUUCUCUUCUUUUCUCUCUUCCUUUUUUUAUUCUUUUUAGUUUAAA
Lontra canadensis (Northern American river otter) is the source of this 1167-nucleotide messenger RNA. RefSeq names its product centromere protein H (gene CENPH). Lineage: Eukaryota; Metazoa; Chordata; Mammalia; Carnivora; Mustelidae. Gene Ontology annotation, biological process: mitotic spindle organization; kinetochore assembly; chromosome segregation. The transcript is spliced from 9 exons. Bases 59 to 802 code for a protein of 247 amino acids. Gene Ontology annotation, molecular function: kinetochore binding. The record is from RefSeq and is a predicted model, not a curated record. Gene Ontology annotation, cellular component: kinetochore; nucleus.